Molecule: messenger RNA, 1494 nt
Organism: Ilyonectria robusta
Lineage: Eukaryota; Fungi; Ascomycota; Sordariomycetes; Hypocreales; Nectriaceae
Exons: 1
Coding region: 1-1494 (497 amino acids)
Molecular function (GO): FAD binding
Source: RefSeq, a predicted model, not a curated record
AUGGGCUGGCUCUCGUUGACCGCCAUCUCCGCCUCCAUCUUGGCUGGCCUCGUCACGGCUGACACCUGCGCAUCCGUCAAGGGUCUCAGGAGAAUCGAGAGCUUCAAGAGCUCCCAGGAGCCUUAUAUCAUCGAACAGACCGACUACUGGUCUAUAUCCUGCGGUGCUCUAAAACCAUCCUGCAUCCUCUAUCCGUCCAACGCUCGCGAGGUUGCCAGCAUUCUUAAUAUCCUGAGCCACAACUACGACCACUUCGCCAUCAAGUCGGGAGGCCACAACCCCAACGACUACUUCGCUAGUAUUUCUCAAGGACCUCUGAUUUCCACCAAGAAGCUCGACAAGAUUGCGCUCAAUCACAAGACCGGCCGUGUUAGAGUCGGCCCCGGCAAUCGCUGGGAUGACGUGGCUAUCGCUCUUAACGGCACCGGCUGGACUGUUGUAGGAGGACGAAUUGGCAACAUCGGUGUCGGCGGCUAUCUUCUGGGCGGUGGCCUCUCAUUCCUUUCGCAGCAGUACGGAUGGGCCGUCUCAUCUAUCUUGGAGAUGGAGGUUGUGCUGGCAAAUGGCACUAUUGUUACAGCCAGUAAGACCAAGAAUACCGAUCUCUUCAAGGUUCUCAAGGGCGGCGGCAACAACUUUGGUAUCGUUACAUCUUUUCUGCUACAGGGCUAUAAGCAGGGUGAAGUCUACAGCGGCAAUCUUGUUUUCCCCCAAAGCAAAGAAAUAGAUGCCAAGCUUCUCAAGGCCGCCUCUGACUUUACAAAGUAUAACUCGGAUAACAAGGCAGCUAUUAUCCUCACAGCAAGCCGUACCAGCACAGUUGACGUCUGGGCUAUGUUCAUCUUCUACGACGGGCCUGUACCCCCGGCGGGUACCUUUGAUAACUUCACCCAGGUUGGGCCAAUUUCCAACACCAUCAAGAAACAGUCCUACGCCGACCUGAUGAUAGGCAAUAAUGCCUUCGUGGUGAAGGGAAUCAUCAAUACUAUUGCGACUGAGACCGUCCCGCUGCCGUCGGCUGUGGACGCGAGCAGCGCCGAGGUGCUGGGCGAUAUCCACCAACAUUGGCGCAAGAUCACAGAGAGCACCCUGAGCCUGGCUAAUAUCACGACUGUCAUCGGCUAUCAGCCCUUCCCUAGGCGCAUAGCUCAGAUCUCGCGAGAGAAGGGGUUUGAUCUUUUGGAUAUGGACGACGAUGUUGACCGCAUCCUUAUAGAGGUCAAUUACAGCUACCUCUUGCCAACAGAUACCAACAAGAUUGACAAGACCAUGAAGGAAACCUAUGGCGGUAUUCGGGAUCGAGUCCUAAAGUGGCAGGAUAAGGGUGUUUUGAAGAAAGACGCCUUCCUCCCGCUAGCUAUGAACGGCGGCUACUAUUCGCAAGAUUACUUUGGACGAUUGCGUCCUAAAAAUUACCAGUUGGCUAAGAAGGUAGCGGCCAAGGUUGAUCCCAAGGGGCUGUUUGAGGAUCGAACAGGCGGUUUCAAGCUUUGA